UUGACAGCUGUCAGAAAGCGACGGUGGCGACCUCCUCUUCAUUUCCGCUGCGGGCAGACACGUACUUGCGAAACGCAUGAGUUUUGCACUUUCCAUCUGAAAAUCGAGUUUGUUUCUGUGUACAUCCUGCUGGAACGCUGCUAAAAAUGGCCGGCACCUUAUACACUUAUCCAGGAAAUUUUCGUGCCUACAAGGCACUGAUCGCUGCUCAAUUUUCCGGUGCGAAAGUCAAUGUGGCCUCGGACUUCGUCUUCGGAGAAACCAAUAAAAGUGAUGCGUUUCUGAAGAAGUUUCCCCUUGGAAAGGUCCCGGCUUUCGAGACUGCCGAUGGUAAAUAUUUGACGGAAAGCAAUGCCAUUGCGUACUACGUCUCGAAUGAGCAGCUACGUGGGAAGACGGAUUUCGAGAAAGCUGAAGUACUGUCAUUUUUGUCCUUUGCCGAUGCCGAACUGCUGCCGGCCGUUCACGCCUGGGUGUUCCCAAUCUUGGGAAUUUACCAGUACCAAAAGAAUAAUGUUGAACGGGCCAAGCAGGAUGUCAAAGUCGCUCUGGAGGCGUUGAAUGCACGACUGCUCCGGCAGACUUUCCUCGUGGGCGAACGUCUGACUUUGGCCGAUGUUGUUGUAUUUUGCACACUGCUGAGUGCUUACGAGAACGCCUUCGAUCCAUCCUUCCGAGCUCCCUUCGGAAGUGUGACCCGUUGGUUCACCACGGUGCUAAACCAACCCCAAGUGAAGGCCGUUGUGCAAAAUUUCUCUCUGUGUGCCAAGGUGGCGGAAAUCGAUCCGAAGAAGUUUGCCGAAUUCCAAGCCAAGACUGGAGGUGCUCAACAACAACAGCAGAAGAAGGAAAAAGAAAAGAAGCCCCAGCCAGCGCCAGCUAAAAAGGAACCGAAGGCGCCGGAACCUGCCGAGGAAUUGGAUGCCUGUGAGCAGGCAUUGCUCGAAGAGCCUAAGUCUAAGGAUCCGUUCGACGCGCUACCCAAAGGCACGUUUAACUUUGAUGAUUUCAAGAGAUUCUACUCCAACGAGGAUGAGUCGAAGUCGGUUCCCUACUUCUGGGAAAAGUUUGAUUCGGAAAAUUACUCCAUCUGGUAUGGCGAGUACAAGUAUCCAGAAGAACUGACGAAGGUUUUCAUGAGCUGUAAUUUGAUCACCGGAAUGUUCCAACGGCUGGACAAGAUGCGCAAGCAGGCAUUCGCUUCGGUGUGCCUCUUCGGUGAGGACAACAACAGCACAAUCUCCGGUGUUUGGGUAUGGCGUGGUCAAGAGCUGGCCUUCAAACUGUCUCCCGAUUGGCAGGUAGAUUACGAAGUGUACGACUGGAAAAAGUUGGAUCCCAGGGCAGAGGAAACCAAACAGCUGGUGGCUCAGUAUUUCUCCUGGACCGGCGCUGAUAAGGGUGGCCGCAAGUUCAAUCAGGGCAAAGUUUUCAAGUAAGCGCAUCAUCGCCACGCAUCACGAUCCGAUCGCUUAACAACUCCGAUUGGGAUUGACUCUAGUAGACAUUCUGCUUGUUCUGUACUCUCUGCGCCUUUGUCUGUGUUUCUCUCGUGAACCUCGCCUCCGUGGAACGGGUGAUGGCAGCAGUAAUUUCUCUUCCCCAAUAAACAGCAGUAAGACUAACAGCACCAUAUGAAACGUAAACAAACCCCUUUUUUGUUAAAAUAAAACUACUUAAGAUGUACCGAA
This is a messenger RNA of Wyeomyia smithii (pitcher-plant mosquito), 1691 nucleotides long. RefSeq names its product elongation factor 1-gamma (gene eEF1gamma). The record is from RefSeq and is a predicted model, not a curated record. Bases 147 to 1439 code for a protein of 430 amino acids. Gene Ontology annotation, molecular function: translation elongation factor activity. NCBI's taxonomy places the organism in Eukaryota, Metazoa, Arthropoda, Insecta, Diptera, Culicidae. Gene Ontology annotation, biological process: translational elongation. The transcript is spliced from 3 exons. Gene Ontology annotation, cellular component: nucleus; cytoplasm.